Molecule: messenger RNA, 2034 nt
Organism: Dermochelys coriacea (leatherback sea turtle)
Lineage: Eukaryota; Metazoa; Chordata; Testudines; Dermochelyidae
Gene: HTR1E
Product: 5-hydroxytryptamine receptor 1E
Exons: 2
Coding region: 603-1697 (364 amino acids)
Biological process (GO): chemical synaptic transmission; G protein-coupled receptor signaling pathway, coupled to cyclic nucleotide second messenger
Cellular component (GO): plasma membrane; dendrite
Molecular function (GO): G protein-coupled serotonin receptor activity; neurotransmitter receptor activity
Source: RefSeq, a predicted model, not a curated record
GGCACGCACAUACCUGCACUACCUCGCUCUUUCCUCCUCCUGCUUCUUUGCCUUUCCGCGCCCACCCAUGCCCUCUGUCCCCCUCCCGCCCUGGCAGCUGGCUCCCGUUUCAGACCGGGCUUGGGAUCCGGUUACACUGUGCUUCCCGGCCCCACUGCUCCUUCCCAAGGGGAUGUAAAAGGCAUCCAGAAACCUAACGCGCUGGAGGAAGCUCUACCAGCGGCUGGGGCUGCUCCUGCGGCGGCUGCAGCAUUAGCAGAGCCUGGGAGGUCCUGCUCGGAGGGAUCUGGCUUUGAGAGGCUUGAGCUGAAAUCGGCAAAGAGAGGACACGUCACUUUAGCGGCCGAACGGAUCGUGGCGUUGGGAUGAAAGCAGCGCGGCUCAAGCCAGCGGGACCCUUGAAGAGCCUGGGCUUUUCGGAGGAACACUGGAUGUUCUGAGCAGAAGGAAAAACUGGAUGUUCUGAGCUGAUCUAGCGAAAAUGGGACAAAUAAUUUGACAUCUCAAGCUUUUCUCAAAUGGAGGAAUUUUGAACAGGAGCCAUUAACAUCUAGAAGUGGCAGUCUUUUUCUCUGUGUAUCCUGGGGCAGAGGGAGGGGGGAAUGAAUUUCACAAACUGCACAACAGAAGCCAGCAUGGCUGUCAAACCCAAAACAGUCACUGAAAAGAUGCUUAUUACCCUGAUCUUGGCCUUAAUCACAAUUUUGACUAUGCUGCUGAACUCUGCUGUAAUUACUGCAAUUGGCACCACCAAGAAACUACACCAGCCUGCAAAUUACUUAAUAUGUUCACUAGCUCUGACAGAUCUGCUUGUUGCUCUUUUAGUCAUGCCCUUGAGUAUUACAUAUAUAGUGAUGGAUACGUGGACUCUGGGAUACUUCAUCUGUGAGAUAUGGCUUAGCGUUGACAUGACCUGCUGCACGUGUUCAAUUCUUCAUCUUUGCGUCAUUGCACUGGAUAGAUACUGGGCGAUCACAGAUGCUAUUGAAUACGCCAGGAAAAGAACAGUAAAAAGGGCCGGGCUUAUGAUAGUCUCUGUAUGGACUAUAUCCAUUUUCAUUUCGAUGCCACCUUUGUUUUGGAGAAAUCAUCACAGCGUCACUAUUCCCAGCGAGUGUCGCAUUCAACAUGAUCACGUGAUCUACACUAUUUACUCCACUUUUGGGGCAUUUUAUAUCCCCUUGAUGCUAAUACUGAUCCUCUAUUACAGAAUUUACCACGCUGCAAAGAGCCUAUACCAAAAACGGGGGUCAAGCCGCCACCUAAGCAACAGGAGCACGGACAGCCAAAAUUCUUUUGCCAGUUGUAAGCUCACGCAGACGUUCUGCGUGUCAGACUUCUCAACAUCUGACCCAACCAUGGAAUUUGAUAAAAUACAUGCGUCAGUGAGAAUUCCUCCUAUUGAUAAUGACCUGGAGCUGGCUGGUGACCGUCAGCAGAUUUCCAGUAUACGGGAACGAAAGGCCGCUCGCAUCCUGGGACUGAUCUUAGGGGCUUUCAUCUUGUCAUGGUUGCCAUUUUUCAUUAAGGAGCUUAUUGUGGGCCUGAGCAUUCACACGGUGUCUGCAGAAGUAGCUGACUUUUUGACAUGGCUUGGCUAUGUCAACUCCCUUAUCAACCCUCUGCUGUACACUAGUUUUAAUGACGAUUUUAAGCUGGCCUUUAAAAAGCUUAUUCGGUGUUGGGAAAAUUCUUAAAAGCACCUAAAGGUAGAUAUAACAUGACGCCCUGGCCUUAAGAAUGAGUAAAAUGAGCUGAAUUUGGCAACAUUUUGCUUGGUAAAGGGGAUUUUUGUGUUUGUCUUUAUGCUUGACUUCUCUUUGGCCUGUAACUUGUUUUGCUGUUUUCUACCUCUCGUGUUAUUAUGGUACAUAGUUCCAAACACAUAUUAUAUUGAGGCAAGAAUUCUUGAGAAAAUAAACCAAAAACCCCAAUUAUCCAUUCAUUUUUAAAAUAUCUUAUUUAAGCAACAAUUUAAAAAAUACAUAUUUAUAAAACAAAUGGUUGAUUUAACUUGCACUAUGACAUGAAGGC